Molecule: messenger RNA, 1383 nt
Organism: Chroicocephalus ridibundus (black-headed gull)
Lineage: Eukaryota; Metazoa; Chordata; Aves; Charadriiformes; Laridae
Product: complement C2-like
Biological process (GO): response to bacterium; complement activation
Cellular component (GO): extracellular region; classical-complement-pathway C3/C5 convertase complex; extracellular exosome
Molecular function (GO): serine-type endopeptidase activity
Source: RefSeq, a predicted model, not a curated record
CCCCACGUCCCGGCCAUGCUCCCCCCGCUCCUGCUGCCCCUCCUGCUGCUGCUGGGGGGGGCCCGGGCCGGCCCCACCGCCUGCCCCCCCGCCGGCCCCCUCUGCCCCCCGGGCACCUACCCCCACCCCCCCCCCCGCCACCGCCCCGGCCGCUGUCCCCCCCCGGGGGGCGAGACCCCCUUCGUCUGCAAAGAGGUGCUGUGCCCGGCGCCCCUCUCCUUCCCGCAGGGCUCGCUCUGGCCCCGCCGCCCCGCGCAUCGCCCCGGCUCCGCCAUCGCCUUCUCCUGCGAGGGGGGGACGGUGCUGCGGGGGCCCCAGCGCCGCCUCUGCCGCCCCGGGGGGGUCUGGAGCGGCCACAGCCCCGUCUGCGACGACGGCGAGGGUGACUGUCCCCCCGCCCCCGCCCCCGCCGGGGGGGUGACGACGGGGGGGGGCCGGCGGCGGGGGGCGGUGGUGCGCGUGCGCUGCGGGGCGGGGCUGACGCUGGUGGGCCCCGCCCACCGCCGUUGCCUGGAGACGGGACGCUGGUCCGGCCCCGAGCCCUCCUGCCGCCACCCUUACGCCUACGACCCCCCCGAGGACGUCAGCGCGGGUUUCGGGGCGUCCCUCACCUCCGUCCUGCAGCUGGCGGGCGCCGGGCCCCACAACGAGUCGUCCCUGGGCCGGCGCAUCGUGCUGAGCCCCGAGGGCUCCCUCCACGUCUACCUGCUCCUGGACGCCUCCGGCAGCGUCCGCUCCGAGAACUUCCUCCUCUUCCAGGAGUGCGCGGCCACCAUCGUGGACAGGCUGAGCAGCUUCGAGGUGGCCGUCAGCUUCGCCGUCGUCUCCUUCGCCAGCCGCCCCCGCGUCAUCGUCUCCACGGCCGAGGACGAGGCGGCCGACGCCGACGAGGUUCUGCGCCGCCUGCGCAACGUCACCUUCCACGACCACGGCGACGCCACGGGCACCAACGUGCGGGAGGCGCUGAUGGAGGUCUACCACAUGCUCCUCUUCCAGAAGGCCCGGGCCCAACGCUUGGGCGACCCCCGGGCUUGGCGCGACGUCCGCCAUGUCGUCAUCCUGCUGACGGACGGCAGGUUCAACGUUGGGGGUCACCCCCGGGCGGCGGUGGCCAAGAUUGAGGACGUGCUGGAGAUCGAAGCGGACCGGGAGGAAUAUCUGGACAUCUACGCCUUCGGGGUGGGGACGCUGGAGGUGGACAUGGCGGAGCUGGUGGCGGUGGCCUCGCAGCGGCGGGACGAGCCCCACGCCUUCAAGCUGGCGGACGGGGGGGCCCUGCGGCAAGCGUUGGAGGGGGCCCUGGUAGCCACCGGCCUGGGGGACCUCUGCGGGGUCAUCGUCCCCGCCGGAGCCUCCCGGCCCCCCUGGCACAUCGUCCUCAGG